This is a messenger RNA of Aaosphaeria arxii CBS 175.79, 829 nucleotides long. RefSeq lists its product as uncharacterized. The transcript has a single exon. NCBI's taxonomy places the organism in Eukaryota, Fungi, Ascomycota, Dothideomycetes, Pleosporales. The record is from RefSeq and is a predicted model, not a curated record. The coding region runs from base 104 to 556 and encodes 150 amino acids.
UCCUGGCUCGCUAUGUGCUGCUGCCCGGCACUCAUUCUAUUGCUGCACGCAAAUAGUGGUAGAGGGCGGCCCGGGGGGUAAUGAGUAACAACCAGCGGGUGCGAUGAUGGGGUGCAUCGCAAAUAUUGGCCGAACUUCAGGCUCAUUGAGAAUGCGCUGUCAGCAUAUCGAGACCAUUGAAGUGGGCGAUUCUGCAGCGUCCCGAAAUGAAAGGGAACUCUGUGCAUCGUCGCGUCUGAGGAGCCCUGUCACUCUGCUGCCAUCGACCCUGUCGCCGUGUACCGACAACAAUGUGGGAGCCUCUGCGAGCUCACUACGAUUCCACGCCCGCCUCAAGCUUGUCAAGUGCAAGCGAAGCAUCCAUGGCGGCCAUCAAACCUCCAUCUGGCCAGUCAGCUAUGUAAAUAACCGCAGUGGAGUCGGGCAAAGGUGGGUGGUUUCGAACCGUAUGCUCCUCUCAUUUCCCCUGCCCGCGGUGCGGCGGCCGUCCGUGACCGCUCAUGGGGUCAGCCCGUCGAACCACGGCUUGGCAUUGUAUGGAGAGGCAGCGGGAUGAACAAGAACAUGGUGGUGGUGGUGGGAAACCUCCACUGGCAUUGCUCACUGAGAUUGCGACUAUUUUCGGUGCACGAAACCACCAGCGUCGCCCGUCUGCUUCAAGGUGCUUGCAUACGUCCACGCUUACACUGGAUAACGCUCACAAACAUGCACACGCCGCAUUGCCAGCAUUUGAAAACAAAGGUGCAAACUGGAAACUGGAAACUAGAAACUAACUAUGCUUGGUGCCGUGAGGACUGUGCCGUUGCGUUUCCUGCGCUGUCUUUGAGCU